This is a messenger RNA of Biomphalaria glabrata, 3153 nucleotides long. RefSeq names its product transmembrane protein 33-like. Gene Ontology annotation, cellular component: membrane; endoplasmic reticulum. Lineage: Eukaryota; Metazoa; Mollusca; Gastropoda; Planorbidae. Gene Ontology annotation, biological process: endoplasmic reticulum tubular network organization; membrane organization. The transcript is spliced from 8 exons. The record is from RefSeq and is a predicted model, not a curated record. Bases 214 to 993 code for a protein of 259 amino acids.
CUGAUUAUUAGGAUUAAAAUUAUCUUGGUAAAAGCCAGUCAUUCAUAGAAAUAACGAGAAAGAAUAAACUUGUUUGGCUGAUUUAUAACUAUUUUUUAACGGCAAAUCUAGAGUGUCUAGAUUUAAUUAAUCAAGAUCUAGAUCUAGAAAAAGUCUGCAUUAGAUUCUAUUUGUUGAUCUAGAUCGUCGAGGUAUUAGUUGGAGUCAUCAAGAAUGUCUGACACAGGCAAUACUGCAUCUAGUCAUGAUGGCUCUGGCGAUGGUCCAUCAACCAAUAGAAAUACUGUUUUGGGCCAUAUGAUGGAAAACAAGGUGGAGACAACUCUCUGGUUGACACGAAUAUUCACUGUUGUCUGUACUGUUUUGUUUAUUGUUCCUAUUGUAGGAGAUAAUCCUUACAGCUUCUACCAAAGAGCACUUUUAUCAGCAGCCGCCACAAGCGCUCUUCGUCUACACCAGCGCCUGCCCAAUGUCCGCUUCAACAUGGAUUUCUUGCGAUCUUUGCUUGUGGAGGAUGCUAGCCACUACCUUCUGUAUUGCAUCAUAUUUCUCAACUCAUAUCCAAUGACAAUGAUACUCAUUCCAUUGUUUCUGUUUGCAUUGCUACAUGCCUGUUCUUAUACCAAAACUAUUCUCAAUUUGAUGGGACCCAACUCAUUGACGUUGGUGCGCAACUUGAUCACAAAACUUGAGGCUCAGCAGGUGAACAUAUUGCGGUUCAUUGCCAGCAUAGAAAUAUUCAUGAUGCCAGCUAUCUUGCUUCUUAUAUUCAGUGGCAAGGCAAGCUUAUUUUUGCCAUUUAUAUACUACAGAUUUCUAACAUUUCGGUAUGCAUCUCGCAGAAAUCCUUAUAACAGGUUGUUGUUUAGUGAAUUCUAUCAAGCCACAAUGGUUCUGUGCAAUAAGCCACAGUGCCCACAACUGGUCAGAAACCUCUGCUACAAAGCUGUCAACUUUAUCUCAUGGCUAGCUCCAGUAGCCCAGGCCUCAUAGAUGUCACAAUUACUUUGUUUUUUACCGACCAUUAUUUUAAACAGUUUUUUUUUUUUUUACUUGUGUGUCUUGAUAGAUGAAAAAAUGUGUAUCAUGUGAUAGCUGAUAGCUGCUAUAGUGAUAUUACUGAUGUAUUGAAAUAUAUUUAAAACUAAUGUCACAAGCAGGUAACAUAAGUUAAUUGGCUGUGGAGAUAAAAGCCAUCUUAUAACAGGUUUUUUUUUAGUAUGCCAAAUUAUUUCAGGUUUCCUAUCAUUAUAUUGUGGCUUCUUUUAGGAAAGGUUUUUGUGAAUAGUAAAGUUUGUUCAUGUUUUUGGUUUAAGACAUACUAGAGUUAAUUUAUUUUCUUGCAAAUUUUGAUAUUAAGCCACUGUCUUGGCUUUGAAAGCCUGUCAAAUAUUAUUAAACAAGGUUGUUUUCUCAUAAUCACCACAAAUUGAUAGCACCACGUCACAAAAAUACUACUUUAUGGAGCAGAGACCUGGAGAACCACCAUCACCACCAUGAAAAAAAUCCAGGUAUUCAUCAAUACCUGCCUAGGAGGAUACUUAUGAUCCGCUGGCCAGACAAGAGCUCAAAUGAGGAACUGUGGCAAAGAACAAAGCAGCAGCCCAUUGAAGUAGAUAUCCUUCAGAGACGCUGGAGAUGGAUAGGUCACAACUUUCGCAAGCCUGCAUCCAACAUAACAAGGCAAGCCCUGGACACAAACACACACACACACCCCGGUUGGUGGCCUAUGCCCCAGAAGGGACCACAGGCAGAGAUGAAGAUGAGAGGACGUCACAAAAAAUGAUUCAUAAUGAAGAAAGAAAAAGUAGAUCCAAAAAAAAACAAAUCAUUUCUAACAAUUCAAUCCAUAGAAGAAUACGUCCUUCCUUGUUCUUUAGAAACAGUAUAUCAUGAUUAGUUCAGGCCAGUUUCGUAGUGCUGUAUAGUGAACUCUUGGAAUCUGACAGCUCUAAAAAAGUCUGCUAUGUAGAACCUAAACAAUCAUGAGCCACUGUGAGCAAAUACAUCGAUUUCAUUUAUUAUGUUAGUAUGUAGCAUAUGUUUUCGAGCAAAUAUGUGACCAUUAGCCAUAUUGACCAUUAAAAACAUCAUUAGCCAUAUUGACCAUUAAAAACAUCAUAAGCCAUAUUGACCUUUUAAAACAAACUUCUCUGGAAGAAAUAAAUCAGGUAGAAAAUUUGUUUGCCUAGAGAGUACCGUAACCAUAAAUUUGUUCACAUAAAAGAGAACUUUGGCAUUUACUGUGACUAGCUGUGGGUAGUGAUUGUGCUCUUCAGUUUAAAUUUAGAUUGUAGAGUUGAAGUACUGUCCUCUAAGAUUGCUAUAACUGAAGAGUGAGACUAAUCAUCUUUUUUUUUUUUUUUUUUAUCAAUCUAGAUUAUUCAACAGCUUUUCCUCUGUUGUUUUAGUUGCUAGUUCAUUCACUGCCAUACUAUUUGAAACAUUUUAGAUUUCAGUUUAUUGGUCUGUUUUCAUUGUGUAACACACAUUUUAUAUAUGUAUAUUUAGAAAGGUAUUUGUGCAGAUGUGAUUGAAUAAUGAGUUGGCUUAGUGCCGGAAGCCAGAAAAGAAUGUUUUCGAUUGUUUGCUGAUUGAUUGAUUGAUUCUAUUUAUUGACUCUAACAAACCUUUAAAAAAAAUCACUUUGUAAUUUUAAUAUAUCUGCAUUUAGAUUUUUUUAAAUUGUAGAUUUCUUAAUCAUUUUUUUUCUGUCCUUCUAGAAGCCGCUGUGAUACAUAUCAUACUUUUAGCAAGUAAAGGGGGGGGGGGGGGGGGGGCUGCCAAAACAUUAAUUAUUAGUAUUUGACCAAAGUAUAUCUUAGGGAUAAUUUUUUUUUUUUUUUUAAAUGUCUUAUUUUUUAGGUUCUUUAAUGUCUAUUGCUAUGAUAGAUUACAAAUAAUGUUAUUCUCUGUGAUUGUACUUGAGCUAUAAAGAAGAAAAGAAAGUAUCAGCCCCAUGUGCAGUCUGUGAUUGUACUUGAGCUAUAAAGAAGUCAAGAAAGUAUCAGCCCCGUGUGCAGGCAGCAUCAGUAGAAGUGAACAAGAGAUUUAAUCCACAGUUUUUGUUUCUUUCUGGUUGGCAUGAUUUAUUUGUAUGCAUAAUUUAAGAUUUUUUUGUACUGUGUCAAUAAAAAUUGUAUGUGGAAUAGA